Molecule: messenger RNA, 3046 nt
Organism: Epinephelus lanceolatus (giant grouper)
Lineage: Eukaryota; Metazoa; Chordata; Actinopteri; Perciformes; Serranidae
Gene: rab3il1
Product: RAB3A interacting protein (rabin3)-like 1
Biological process (GO): exocytosis
Cellular component (GO): Golgi to plasma membrane transport vesicle
Molecular function (GO): guanyl-nucleotide exchange factor activity
Source: RefSeq, a predicted model, not a curated record
AGGCAUCAGGGCCAUUAAAUAAAAGCAUUUAACAAACUGAAUGUAACAGUGCAGACGUCUAGUUCCUGUUGAGUCUCUGCACUGCCUGAGAGAGAGACAUGGAUGCUUUUGAGGGGAUUCACAGCGUCCAGAUUUCCUCCUCUCCACCAUCUUCAGCAUCAGCCAGCCCAGGAUAUGAAGUCCUCAAAGCAGGGAGAUCUGGAAUAGCAGUAUAUUCCUCUGCUGUGUUUUUUGGGAAGCCUGAUGUCCUAGGACAGCCAGCUGCCAGACACAAGUGCAGCAGGGAACCUGAGGAGGAGGGCUGUGUUGUUGGACGGUUGGUAGAUCUGGAUCCAGAGCCAAAGUCCAGAGUGGAGGGAGGAGGCCAGGCUGGGCCCACGUCAGGCAGAGACCAUGGCGACCUCUCCCGGCUUCGUAGCUCCUCGCUGGAGAUCAGAGAGAAAGAAAUCCGAGAGAAGGGCUCGGAGAUCCUCAGGGAACAGCUGGAUGCUGCAAAGAGGGAACUGAAACUGAAGGACAAAGAGUGUGAGCGUCUGUCACAGGUCAGGAAUCAGCUGGAGCAGGAGCUGGAGGAGCUCACUGCCAGUCUGUUUGAGGAAGCUCACAAGAUGGUGCAUGAAGCUAACGUCAAACAAGCAGCAGCGGAGAAACAACUGAAGGAGGCUCAGGGAAAGAUUGAUGUUCUGCAAGCAGAGGUGACGGCGCUCAAGACUCUGGUGUUGACAUCUACACCUUCUUCACCAAACCGCCAGCUGCAUCCACAGCUGCAGACUUCAGGAACCAGGGGAGCGUACAAACAUGUUGGGGGUCAUUCUCGCAAUAAGAGCGCAAGCGGUGGCUUUCCAUCCCCACCUGGAAAACCAGAACCCUCUUCAGUUUCCAUUCAGCCUGCGGCCAAAGAAGACCGAGAGCCUGCUGUUCCUGCUCUCCUCUCUCUGAUACUCUGCCUGGUUCCUGGCCAGUCUGUCAGUGCGACCUUUGACCGUUACUGGCAGGAGCGGGGGGAGGGGCUGGGCACUGACAGCAGACAGAUGGACUCUGUUCUGUACGCAGAGUUUUUGAUGUGGAAGGAGAAUCCAAGUGUAGAGCGCUCCUCUGCCUUCCUGAGUCGCAUCUACAGAGAAGACAUCGGACCCUGCCUCUCCUUCACAAGAUCGGAGCUGUCGCAGCUGGUGCAGAGUGCAGUGGAAAACAACUCUUUGACUAUUGAGCCUGUGGCCAUGUCAGCGUUACCGAUGGUUAAAGCUUCAGCUAUUGAGUGUGGCGGCCCGAAUGGCUUUAGGGCAGCAAUAGAGACAAAAUGUGCGUUAAGUGGCAUGUCUCGCCUCUGCCGACAUCGCAUCAAACUCGGCGACAAGGGGAGCUACUAUUACAUCUCUCCUUCCAGCCGAGCACGGAUUACAGCUGUUUGCAAUUUUUUUACUUACAUCCGCUACAUUCAGCAGGGCCUGGUGAGACACGAUGCGGAGCAGAUGUUCUGGGAGGUGAUGCGUCUCCGCAGAGAGAUGACUGUGGCCAAGUUAGGUUUCUACCUCACUGACCAGGGCUAGAGGACCGGACAGUCCACUGAAACACCCGGCAGGACGGCACGAUCUCCGCACCUUGAUUAUUUAAGGUCAGGGUUAAACUGUGGUAACAAACAGAUCCUCGAUCUGUUUUUGUAGCAGAGGACGUACAGCAGUAGCGCUGCAGCAGAGGUCGAUCAACAAGGGAAGCAGAAAAUGUUCCACUUUUAUGCAAUAAGACAAAACAUUCAACCAGCACAGCUAGAAAGAAGUCAAAAUAACACAGAUUUAAAGAUAGUGUUGUUCCCACAGAUAUGUAACAUAUAUAUUUUUCCGUUAUACUGCAGGCCUUCAGUAAUUCUCUCCACUGGUGAGGAGAAGUGUUUGUUUCCGUUUCUGAACCUCCCCGGUGGAGAACACACAACUUCUAACAUUAAUACAAAUAGACUCUACGUGUCACGUUUCAGGUGUUAGUCUGUUGAAGAUGAGCACAAUGCAUGAAAGCAGUGUAGAGAGUUUAGUUGGUCUCUUACCUCGAGUAUUACAUACUUAUAUAAAUUAUGUAAUGUUAUAGUUCUACUGUGAGAGUGACAAUAUUCAUUAUUUUGACAUAAUGCUCACUUGCCAUGUGUAACCUUGAAAUUUAUGAAGAAAACUGUUUUUCUGAAAUGACACUGUGGUGAAUGAAGAAUCCAAAAAAGUGAAUAGUCUUUAUAAAUUGAAUCAAACAGGGACUGUGUUUAACACCAACAAACUAUAUAAAAACAUCUGUUAACAAACUCUCACACAAUCUGUGCAGUAUAGUCCAAGCCUCAUUCCUCCAGUUGUAUGCUCAGUACUUCCGAAGCUAGGGCUGUCCCCGACUAAGAAUUUUGUUGUCUUCACAAAUUCAAGAUAACACGUGGCGAGUAAUUGAUAUACAACUGGUCAGUUUGCAGGUAAAUUAUUCUUUGUUACUUUCAGUUUUUGGUUCAAACAUCACAGACUUUUUGUCUCAGCAUGGCCUUAAUUUUGUUGAUGCACUCUUGCACUUCCUGUUCUAGAUGCCUUGUAUAAACACACAAAUGAAACAGCUGCAGCCUGUUGCAAAAGCUUCAUGUAAGCCUGACCUCUACUUCAUAUCAGAAAUAUUGUUAAUGACUUAGUUAUGACACUUCCAUGCUCAAAAUAGUGACAGUUUUACAGUAUAGUCAGAAGACGAACAAGCUUUAACCCAAGUGAUUACAAUAUGCACAACUGUAGUUUUGCACGUCUGCAGUGAAGAGUAUGUACGUACAGUUAAAGCCAUAAAUGACUUUGCAUGAAUGCAGUACAUAGCCAUAUUAUACAAUGUAUAUUGGUUGUACCUCAUAAUAUAGAUUUAUUAUUAUGAAUGGACAAUUUUUACAGAGAACAGUCUGUUGAAGGUAAAAAUGAAGACUAUUGUGUCAGAAAGUGCAAUAACUGCUUCCUAGCCUUCUGUAGGCCUUUGAGGUUCCUACCCUCAGUGUACUGAUCAUUAAAACACUCCAUUAAAGACAAGGCAUUGUAGCCUCACUGCA